Messenger RNA from Lagenorhynchus albirostris (white-beaked dolphin), 3792 nucleotides. It is a transcript of the gene MPZL1, whose product is annotated as myelin protein zero like 1. Bases 1 to 1011 code for a protein of 336 amino acids. Gene Ontology annotation, cellular component: cell surface; membrane; focal adhesion. The record is from RefSeq and is a predicted model, not a curated record. Lineage: Eukaryota; Metazoa; Chordata; Mammalia; Artiodactyla; Delphinidae. The transcript is spliced from 6 exons.
AUGAGCGGACAGCUGGGGCCGGCGCGGGGCCGAGGUCUGGGCGGAGGGCUGGCUGGCAGCGGCUGGGGCCGCGAGCGGGGUUUGCGGCGUGGAGGUGCUAGCAGACGCGGGCGGCGGCGAGUCCGGAGCCCCCGGGCCGGAGCCGAGCUAACCGCAGUGGGGACCGGGGCCCAGAGCCGCGGCGACUGCGGCCGGAGGACGAUGGCAGCGCCCGCCGGGGCCGGGGCACUGAUUGCAUCCCCAGACCGCAGGCGCUGGCUGUGGUCGGUGUUUGCGGUGGCGCUCGGGCUCUUGACUGCUGGUGUAUCGGCCCUGGAGGUGUAUACACCAAAAGAAAUCUUCGUGGCAAAUGGGACACAAGGGAAGCUGACAUGCAAGUUCAAGUCUACUAACACGACCGGCACGUUGACCUCAGUCUCCUGGAGCUUCCAGCCAGAGGGGACUGACACCACUGUGUCGUUUUUCCACUACUCCCAAGGGCAAGUGUAUGCCGGGAAUUACCCACCAUUUAAGGACAGAAUCAGCUGGGCUGGAGACCUCGACAAGAAAGAUGCGUCAAUCAACAUAGAAAAUAUGCAGUUUAUACACAACGGCACCUACAUCUGUGAUGUCAAAAAUCCGCCUGACAUUGUUGUCCAGCCAGGACACAUUAGGCUUUAUGUCGUAGAGAAAGAGAUUUUGCCUGCGUUUCCCGUUUGGGUGGUGGUGGGUAUAGUUACUGCUGUGGUCCUAGGUCUCACGCUGCUCGUCACCAUGAUUCUGGCUGUCCUCUAUAGAAGGAAAAACUCUAAACGGGAUUACACCGGCUGCAAUACAUCAGAGAAUGUGUCACCGGUUAAGCAGGCUCCACGGAAGUCCCCCUCCGACACAGAGGGUCUAGUAAAGAGCCUACCUUCUGGAUCUCACCAGGGCCCAGUCAUAUAUGCGCAGCUAGACCACUCUGGCGGACAUCACAGCGACAAGAUUAACAAGUCAGAGUCUGUGGUGUACGCGGACAUCCGGAAAAAUUGAGAAGACCCCAGUCAUAUCCUAAGCAAGAAACAAAUCCAAACUGGACUCGUGUGCAGAAAAUGUAGCUCAUAACCAUGUGUGGCCUUGGAAACCUGGACACGGACAAGCACAUGUUUAUUCAUAGAGGGAGAAAAAGAAGUGUAUAAAGAAUAUGUAUAAAUAUUCUAUUUAAUCUUCCUGAUGCGAGGAGCCACUAUUGCAUGAUGAAGAGAUGGUAUGAUUCUACGUAUACGUAAAUUGUCUGUUUUUGUACUUCCCUUCAGGGUCAUUUACAGUUGAGAAAAUUCAGACACAUUCCUAUCAAUCACCAUCAUUUAGAUGUGGUUUGCCUUAAUGGAGAUGGUAGCAGAUCUUUUAGUAUUCUAAUAGACAUGGCCUUUUCAUGUAAGGGCUUAACCCGCCUUCGCGUUUAUUGUACUUGGAGAGUGGAGAUGCUAUGAUGGAAGCAUGUUCAGGGUGGCAUUUAGCCCAGGGUGUACCACCUGCUUGGCGGUUGUUUUUAGAAAGCAUCCAUUUGCUAUGCCACUCGGAGACAGUGUGAGAGAUUUUGUUGCUAUUUUGCUCUCUAAAAUACAGGGCAGUUUUUAGCUUUCAGUGUUGUGUAGACUAUAACAUCACACCCUGUAAGCAUAUUGUCUCAAUUUGUGGAUUCAUCAUAGCAAGAUUGGCAAAGGAUCAGUGCCGGAAGUCACUUCCUUCCAGGUACUUUUAGAUCAAUACCAUAAUCAAUAUAUAAUUGAAGUAGAGAACCCAGGCCUGGCUUGAGGAGUACUGUACCAUUGGGAGAGCAAAAGGUGUGUUACAUUCUUUGCUGAAGUCCUUCGUACUUGUAAUAAGAGUCCCCAUACACCUGAAGGAGCUGAGUUUCAUUUCCUUUUAAGUAGGCAGAAAUGGAAUAAUUAGACUGCCAGUCUCUAGCAUCGCAGAGUGCUUUCUAGAGAAUCUUCUAUAUAAAGCUUCAGUCAUGCUUCCAGCAGGGGCAGCAUCAGUCAUGGCUUCUGUAAUAGAUUCAUGAUGCCUCCGAGGCCUUUGAGGCUAAAAAGGGUCUAGAUUUUUAAAAUCAGCCAACAAGGUUAGUACUUCUACGUUGGGAAUCUCUUCUGUUUCUGGGUUUUUGUUCUUUUGAUAAACAAUGAGAUGAGGAGAAAUCUAGACAAUUUGGGCAUCCUUCUCAAUUUAUUUUCUCCCAUUGACCACCGCCCCCAACACCCCAUCUCAAACCUAUGUGAUUUUUUUAACUCAGACUGAAAAGCAUGGUGAAAAUCAUUAAACACCUAUAUUGUCAUUCCCCCAUUUUCUGGAUUUUUUUUUUUAAAUAAUUUUUUUCGUUUAAAAUUGAAAGCCCACAGUUAGAGGAAGAAUACUGACAAUAGGGUCCCAGGAUGUGUUCAGGUAAGUAGGGAUGACAGGUAAUGUUAGUUUUUCUCUCAUUUACUUUGAGGACCCCUAAGAGCUGCCAUCUCCCCCCACCCCAUCUUGUCAUCUUUGUGAGGGAGUUUGAAGGCUGAGUUUUAAGGAAACAAAGAAGGAUUUAGAUUUAAAGGUGUGCACGAAGUGGUUACCUAGAGAAAGGGUGUGUGAGCUACAAAACGAACUCUGCCCCAUACGUGCGGUCUUUUAUUUGCUGAGGGACUAUUUGUUGUUAUUCACAUGAUGCUCCAACUUACAUUCCGUUGAUAUGUACGUGAGCGGGGAGCGGGCUGCGUCAUCACACAUACCGGCCAUCUCCGAAGCUGGUGCGUCUGGCGUGUGUUGCGGCGUGGGAGGAAAACCUGCCGGCUCUGCUGCGUCUGCCUGUUCUGUGCUCACAGGUCCCGCGCAGGACACAGGGACGCGGAGCGCUCUACCCGAGACAGUUCUGCAAAGUGGUCAACUUUGCCUUGCGCCCUGGGGCUUCUCUGCCUCCACGGUGAAAACUCCAGGAACCUUUAGGAGACAUUUUUGUGUGUUGGGAAGGCGGGGGUUGGUGUUGGGAUGUCACCCUUCAGGCUGAUGCCAGGAUGACGAUACUCUCGGUGAGCCCUCCCACUGUGAGAAUUGUACAGCCAUCCGGGACUUCAGGGGGAAAGAAGACAGGUUGUGGUGAGACCAAGUGUGUGCACUGAUAAGUGUAACUUCCUUACGGUCGUUUUUGGCAGGGAAAGGGGGAUCCUCCUUAACCUUUCGCAGAGGUCCAGUGAAUCUACUAUACGUACUUCCUCACACCUCCUGAUAGCAAGAGCCCUGAUUUCUCUGCAUGUUUGUGAAGCUGCCACCCAGAGCACCAGCCCUCACUUUCACUAACCACAGCCGUGGGCCUUCCCUCCCCUGCCUCCCCGUGGCCUCCUCUGCAGGGCAAGGGUGGUCAGCUGCCAGCUUCUUACUCUGGGUCUGUGGCUGAUUUGUCUGAGAGAAGCCGCUCACACCUGGGUGGAGCACCUCAGUGUUGGGGCUUUUUCCAAAACUCCUCACACCAACUCCUGUGGCUCUUUUGACCCUUUCUCCUGUGUCCCAGCAUCCUCGUCCCUGGACACAGAUGACAACAGCAGGGUUGCUUCCAAAUGGCAGGGCUGUCCUUUCCAUGUCUGAUUAUUGGCAGAAUGAGACCUCUUAAAACUACACAUGAUUUUUCUAAGGGGGCACCUAAAGGAUUACUUGAGAUUAAAAUUUCAAUCUAUCUGUAGUUUUUCAAUGGAAAUGUAUUCAGCUAGGUAAAAAAAAAAAAAAAACAUCAAGUUCAUUAAUUUUUCUUUUUCAAUUGUUGUAUUUUUGUGAAUAUUUUAAUACAUUUUUUUCAAUUAC